This is a messenger RNA of Nothobranchius furzeri (turquoise killifish), 486 nucleotides long. It is a transcript of the gene polr2l, whose product is annotated as RNA polymerase II, I and III subunit L. Gene Ontology annotation, biological process: transcription by RNA polymerase I; transcription by RNA polymerase II; tRNA transcription by RNA polymerase III. Gene Ontology annotation, molecular function: DNA binding; zinc ion binding. The record is from RefSeq and is a predicted model, not a curated record. Gene Ontology annotation, cellular component: RNA polymerase II, core complex; RNA polymerase I complex; RNA polymerase III complex. Lineage: Eukaryota; Metazoa; Chordata; Actinopteri; Cyprinodontiformes; Nothobranchiidae.
CUUAUUCCGCUUUUAUUUUGGCGGAUUUUACCCGGAAGUUGUUUUAACGAUAUAAGGAGUGAGAGAACGCCAUCAUUAUCGUGCUGGAGUUACUUUUACCAAGAAAAUAGUACAUUCAUCUGAUCUACAGCCUCAAAAGGUAUUUAACGAUGAUAAUCCCUGUGAGGUGCUUCACUUGUGGGAAGAUUGUGGGGAACAAAUGGGAAGCGUACCUCGGUCUGUUGCAAGCGGAAUACACAGAGGGUGAUGCUCUUGACGCUCUUGGCUUGAAGAGGUACUGCUGUCGAAGGAUGCUUCUUUCUCAUGUGGAUCUUAUUGAGAAAUUGCUGAAUUAUGCUCCGUUGGAAAAAUGAAUGUUGUGGACUUUGUAGCACCAUUAUCAGGGUGAAUGUGUGUACUAUGUAACCUUAAAUUACGACCACAGAGAAGAAUUUAUGGAAACAUUUUUCAAUUACUGGAUUUUUUAAAAUAAAAUGAAUAACCUUG